AUGGACCAUCUGUGCACAAACGCGUCGCGCAGCGUCACUGCUCUCCAAAGCACGGCACGGACGAUGUGGCUCACCGGGGUGGUCAUCGCUUCAGUUUACGGUGUGAUCAGCGUGUUGGGGCUAAUUGGCAACAUAACCCUCAUCAAGACGUUUUGCUCGGCCAAAUCCAUCCGCAAUGUGCCGAAUCUCUUCAUGUCCAGCCUUGCGCUCGGGGACGUUUUACUGCUGGUGACCUGCGCUCCGGUGGACGCCAGCCGCUACCUGUCAGAGGAGUGGCUGUUCGGGAGAGUGGGCUGUAAAGUCAUCCCCUUCAUCCAGCUCACCUCGGUCGGGGUGUCUGUGUUCACUCUCACUGCCCUCUCAGCUGACAGGUACAGGGCCAUAGUGAAGCCACUGGACAUCCAAACAUCGAGCACCACCUCCAGUAUUGUCCUGCGGGCGGCGCUCAUCUGGCUCUUCUCUCUGGUCCUUGCUAUCCCUGAGGCCGUCUUUUCUGACCUCCACACCUUCAACAUCACCUCAUCUAAUGAGAGCUUUGUCACCUGCGCUCCUUAUCCCCAUGCUGGGGAACUGCACCCUAAGAUCCACUCCAUGGCCUCCUUCCUUAUUUUCUACGUCAUCCCCCUGCUGGUCAUAUCCGUGUACUACACCUUCAUCGCCCGGAGCCUGAUGAGGAGCGCCUCAAACCUGCCUGUGGAGGGGAACGUGCAUGCAAGACGACAGGUUGAAUCAAGAAAGCGUUUGGCCAAGACGGUGCUGGUGUUCGUUGGUCUCUUUGCAGUGUGCUGGCUUCCCUGUCAUGUCAUCUACUUGUACCGCUCCUAUCACUACUCCCAGGUGGACACUUCUCUGGUUCACUUUUUGUCCAGCGUCGUAGCUCGUAUCCUGGCCUUCACCAACUCCUGCCUCAACCCCUUCGCCCUCUACCUGCUGAGCGAGACCUUCCAGAAGCAGUUCAACCAGCAGCUGUGUUGCUGUUGUCGGAUCCUCAAACGCUCCUCGCAGAGCCCGACACAUUAUAACACCCAUGUAACAUCUGUUCGCAGCUCACAUCACUCCAUGGCAAGCCAGGGCAUAUUCAACGGCAGAAGGGCCUAUCAGGAGGACUGUGUGUGAGCGAAGUGUGUUGUGUCUUUAAGUGAUGUACUAGUGUUUAAACUUUAAUCAAAUCUUAUUCCAGUUUGUUAAAUAUUUAUUUGUUUUUUUUACAAGCUAACUGCUACAUUGUGUGAGCAUUAUUUAAAAGACUUCAGCCCAUUCUUUGCUUUUUGAAUCAGUAACCCUGUGAUAUAUUUAAUUUAUAUUGUAUGUUUUCACAUGUUUCAUAAACUAUAUAGUUGAUUUAUUGUACCUAAUCCAGCGUUUAGUUUUGCACUUCUUUAAAGUGUGGGGAGCAUAUAAUUAUUAUAAGAAGUAUGGUCAUUGAAGCAGUAGAGUAUUAAACAAAAAAAUGUCCUAUGUGGUCAAACCAUGUCUCCUAGAAAAUAUAUAUCUAAAUGUAUAACACAAACUUGUUUUUCCAGUUAGUUCUUGCUGCCUGGAUUUGUUCUCAGGCGACUGUUUUUUCACGGAAGAAAGUGUUAAAUCUUUGUACCACAUGGCUGUUAUCAGGACACAGUGGAUUGACGAUUGCAAAAUAACUUAAAGUUUGAGAAAGAAGUAGUAAUUUGAUGUGUCUCAAAUCACUAAAGGUUGUUUUUGAAGAGGGAGAGUGUAUAAAAGACUGGGACCUGGACUCCAAGUCUGAAAGUGAAGUGACCUGCAUUCUUUUUCAUGGCGCGCAGGGGGCGACUUCUCUAACUGCAAAAUUAAGUCAGAUUAUUGAAGGGAAUGAUUGAGACUUGAUUUAUUUAACAUUUUUCCAAAUGAGUUUAUG
Molecule: messenger RNA, 1876 nt
Organism: Centropristis striata (black sea bass)
Lineage: Eukaryota; Metazoa; Chordata; Actinopteri; Perciformes; Serranidae
Product: gastrin-releasing peptide receptor-like
Exons: 4
Coding region: 1-1116 (371 amino acids)
Biological process (GO): G protein-coupled receptor signaling pathway
Cellular component (GO): membrane
Molecular function (GO): G protein-coupled peptide receptor activity
Source: RefSeq, a predicted model, not a curated record